This is a messenger RNA of Populus nigra (black poplar), 4022 nucleotides long. Its product is annotated as isoleucine--tRNA ligase, cytoplasmic-like. Gene Ontology annotation, molecular function: ATP binding; aminoacyl-tRNA deacylase activity; isoleucine-tRNA ligase activity. The coding region runs from base 190 to 3729 and encodes 1179 amino acids. Gene Ontology annotation, biological process: isoleucyl-tRNA aminoacylation. The record is from RefSeq and is a predicted model, not a curated record. The transcript is spliced from 27 exons. NCBI's taxonomy places the organism in Eukaryota, Viridiplantae, Streptophyta, Magnoliopsida, Malpighiales, Salicaceae.
UCUACAUCAGACUCUGGGCACUAACUUAUAGUUUCCAAAAAUUCUUUAUUCUCAGCAUUCAUUUGGCUCAUGCAGAACCUAAGGUAGCUUAACAGAACUUCUGGCGUUGCUCGUGAGCCAGAGGACAAAACCCUUCUCCGCCACCAUCUCCUCCUCCCUCAAAAACCCCUAAUAUUCUUCAAUUCCGCCAUGGAAGAAGUCUGUGAAGGAAAAGACUUUUCCUUUCCAUCACAAGAAGAAAAGAUAAUAUCUUUCUGGUCAGAAAUCAAAGCCUUUGAAACCCAAUUGGAACGCACCAAAGACCUCCCUGAAUAUAUUUUCUAUGACGGUCCACCUUUCGCCACCGGCUUACCUCACUAUGGCCACAUUUUAGCUGGUACAAUCAAAGAUAUUGUGACCAGAUAUCAGACGAUGACUGGGCAUCAUGUGACACGUCGUUUCGGAUGGGAUUGUCACGGAUUACCAGUUGAAAAUGAGAUUGAUAAGAAAUUAGGGAUUAAGAGAAGAGAUGAGGUUUUGAAAUUGGGGAUUGAUAAAUAUAAUGAGGAGUGUAGAGGAAUUGUUACUAGGUAUGUGGAGGAAUGGGAGAAAGUUGUUGUUAGAGUUGGGAGAUGGAUUGAUUUUAAGAAUGAUUAUAAGACUAUGGACUUGAAGUUUAUGGAGAGUGUUUGGUGGGUUUUUGGUAAGUUGUUUGAGAAAGGGCUUGUUUACCAGGGUUUUAAGGUCAUGCCGUACAGUACAGGUUGCAAAACUGUGCUGUCAAAUUUUGAAGUUCAGCAGAAUUAUAAGGAUGUACCUGAUCCUGAGAUAAUGGUGUCAUUUCCAAUUGUUGAUGAUCUGCACAACGCAUCCUUUGUUGCUUGGACAACUACACCAUGGACUCUUCCCAGUAAUCUUGCCCUUUGUGUUAAUGGGAAUUUUGACUAUAUUAAGGUUCGUAACAAGUACACUGGAAAAGUGUAUGUUGUUGCUGAAUGUAGGUUGUCUGCACUUCCUAUUGAGAAGCCAAAAUCAACUGCAUCUGGAUCUGCUGGUGAUUCAAAGACGUCAAAUUCUAAAAUUAAGUGCGGGAAGGCUGAAAACUUAAUGGAUUCUUAUGAAUUACUGGAGAAAGUCAAGGGCAAUGAGUUGGUGAACAAGAAGUAUGAGCCACUAUUCAAUUACUUCAGGGAGUUCUUGGACACGGCAUUCAGAGUUGUUGCAGAUGAUUAUGUGACUGAUGACAGUGGUACUGGUAUUGUUCACUGUGCUCCUGCAUUUGGUGAAGAGGAUUAUCGUGUUUGCAUUGAAAAUAAAAUACUCAGUAAGGAGAAUUUGAUUGUAGCUGUUGAUGAUGAUGGUUGCUUUAUUGGAAAAAUUACUGAUUUCAGUGGGCGCUAUGUCAAGGAUGCGGACAAGGAUAUCAUUGAAGCAGUGAAGGCAAAAGGCAGGCUUGUUAAAUCUGGGAGCUUUAUGCAUUCGUAUCCCUUCUGUUGGAGAUCUGAUACGCCUCUCAUUUAUAGAGCUGUUCCAAGCUGGUUUAUUAGAGUGGAAGAAUUAAAAGAGCAAUUAUUAGAAAACAACAAGCAAACAUACUGGGUUCCUGAUUACGUAAAGGAGAAACGGUUUCACAAUUGGCUUGAAAAUGCUAGAGACUGGGCUGUUAGCAGAAGUCGAUUUUGGGGCACUCCCCUACCUGUAUGGAUAAGUGAUGAUGGUGAAGAAGUAAUAGUCAUGGAUUCUAUCUCUAAACUUGAAAAGCUUUCUGGUGUUAAGGUGUUUGAUCUGCAUCGUCACAAUAUUGAUCACAUCACGAUCCCAUCCAGUCGUGGUCCUGAAUUUGGUGUGCUUCGACGUGUAGAGGAUGUAUUUGAUUGUUGGUUUGAGAGUGGGUCGAUGCCUUAUGCUUAUAUCCAUUACCCGUUUGAGAAUGUCGAACUUUUUGAGAAAAAUUUUCCUGGGCAUUUCGUGGCUGAAGGGCUAGACCAAACUCGUGGAUGGUUCUAUACUCUCAUGGUGUUGUCUACAGCAUUAUUUGGGAAACCUGCAUUUAGGAAUCUCAUUUGCAAUGGACUUGUCCUGGCUGAGGAUGGAAAGAAGAUGAGUAAAAGUUUGAAAAAUUAUCCAUCUCCAAUGGAUGUUAUUAAUGACUAUGGAGCUGAUGCAUUACGAUUAUACCUUAUAAACUCUCCAGUUGUGCGUGCAGAGACCCUGCGUUUCAAAAAGGAAGGUGUUUUUAAUGUCGUCAAAGACGUGUUCCUUCCUUGGUACAAUGCUUAUCGGUUCCUUGUACAGAAUGCAAAGAGGCUCGAGGUUGAAGGGCUUGCACCAUUUACUCCUAUUGAUUCAGCAACUCUUCAAGAUUCAUCCAAUGUGCUUGAUCAGUGGAUCAACUCAGCUACUCAGAGUCUUGUUCAUUUUGUUCGUCAGGAAAUGAAUGCAUACCGCCUUUACACGGUGGUACCAUAUCUUUUGAAGUUUCUUGACAACCUUACAAAUAUUUAUGUGCGAUUCAACCGCAAAAGAUUAAAGGGUCGUACUGGUGAAGAAGACUGCCGGACUGCUCUUUCAACUUUGUAUAAUGUGCUUUUAAUAUCAUGUAAGGUAAUGGCACCGUUCACACCUUUCUUUUCAGAAGGUCUGUAUCAAAAUUUGCGGAGAGUGUGUACUGGAUCAGAGGAAAGUAUUCACUACUGCAGUUUUCCUCAUGUAGAGGGAGAGAGGGAUGAACGGAUUGAACAGAGUGUUGCAAGAAUGAUGACCAUUAUUGAUCUUGCACGCAAUAUCCGUGAACGGCACAACAAGCCUCUUAAAUCACCACUAAGGGAGAUGAUUGUUGUUCAUCCUGAUGUGGACUUUCUUGAUGACAUAGCUGGAAAACUGAAAGAGUAUGUGCUAGAGGAACUCAAUGUAAGAUCUCUUGUUCCGUGUAACGAUACUCUGAAAUAUGCUUCUUUGCGCGCGGAGCCUGAGUUUAGCUUGUUAGGUAAGCGACUUGGAAAAUCUAUGGGAGUUGUUGCCAAAGAAGUUAAAGCAAUGUCUCAGAAAGAUAUUUUGGAAUUUGAGAAAGCUGGAGAAGUUACCGUUGCUACACAUUGUCUGAAACUGUCUGAUAUUAAGGUGGUUCGGGAAUUCAAACGUCCUGAUGGCUUGUCAGAUAGGGAGGUUGAUGCUGCUGGAGAUGGUGAUGUUUUGGUAAUAUUAGAUUUGCGCCUGGAUGAGUCGUUGUAUGAGGCUGGCGUUGCUCGUGAGGUUGUCAAUAGAAUUCAGAAAUUAAGGAAAAAAGUUGGACUUGAACCUACAGAUGCUGUUGAGGUUUAUUUUGAAUCUUUAGAUGAAGAUAAAUCAAUCUCCCAGCAGGUCUUGAAUUCACAGGAACUCUAUAUCAGGGAUGCAAUUGGUUCUCCAUUGCUGUUUUCUACCUUGAUGCCACCACAUGCAGUAAUACUUGGUGAGGAGAGUUUCCAUGAUAUUUCGAAGUUGUCCUUCGCCAUAUAUUUGGCAAGACCAGCCCUAGUGCUCAAAUCUGAUGCCAUUCUUUCAUUAUACGGAGGAAACUCAAAAUCUGCCCAUGGUCUAGAAACAUACUUGCUAUCAAGGGAUCAUUCUAAUUUGAAAUCAGAAUUUCAACUUGGAGAUGGAAAGAUAACUGUUGAUUUCAUUGAAGGCCUACCUUCUGUGAACGUGGUAUUGGAAGAACAUGUAUUCCUAACUGUUGGUGACUCCAUUUUGAGAGCAAAAAGUGGGUGAUAUGAUUCCUUUUGAUAGUUUCAUGUGGGAUACACAAUUCUUUUUGACCGAUAACAGAAAUUUCAGCCCCUGGUUGUUUUAAUGGGGAAAUUUUUUUCAUAUUUCUCCGUCCUGCCAAAAGUUAGAGAGAUCUGGCUAGUUAGAACUUAGACAGUCACUCAUUUUUGUUGAAUGUAGGAUCAAAACCAACAUUAGUUGGUAUAUUUAAACUGAAUUGUAAAAAUUAUUUAAGAUAACCUCAGACCUCAGUGAACAUUUGCUUGCAAUAAAUUGGAUAUUAAUGUCUGCAAAAA